Molecule: messenger RNA, 1448 nt
Organism: Orussus abietinus
Lineage: Eukaryota; Metazoa; Arthropoda; Insecta; Hymenoptera; Orussidae
Gene: Mulk
Product: acylglycerol kinase, mitochondrial
Exons: 8
Coding region: 26-1324 (432 amino acids)
Biological process (GO): protein insertion into mitochondrial inner membrane; ceramide biosynthetic process
Cellular component (GO): TIM22 mitochondrial import inner membrane insertion complex; mitochondrion
Molecular function (GO): ATP-dependent diacylglycerol kinase activity; ceramide kinase activity; acylglycerol kinase activity
Source: RefSeq, a predicted model, not a curated record
GCAAUAACCUACCAACGAGUGAACGAUGGGGAAGAUUAUUCAAUUCUUAAAAGUUAUAAGAAAUAAUUGGAAGAAGUCUGUAAUUGGUACGGUUGCUUUCAGUUACGGGGUAUCUUAUGGGAAUGGACGUUAUGAAAUCGAGCAACUACUAACCCAGUAUUGCGAGGAAGCUAUCCGGUUUGGAGAUGAUUCCUUGCCUUCGACAGCAAAUCCUCGACACGUGACUGUAAUUUUAAACCCGGCAGCGAAUGGAAGGAAAGCAAAGAAAGAAUUUGAAAAGUAUUGCGAGCCUUUAUUACAUCUCGCUGGAAUAGCAGUAACCAUACUACAAACUGAAUCGGAAGGGCAAGCACGAUCAUUAAUUGAGAAUUUAAAUACAAAUACAGAUGCAAUUGUUGUAGCAGGAGGAGACGGGACGUUACUGGAUGUUGUUACUGGUAUAUUCAGAAAGUAUGAAGGUGACGUUUCAUCUGUAAAACAUUGUCCGAUAGGAAUUCUUCCUUUGGGUCGAAAGAACAGAACUGCCGAUUCCCUGUUUCAUGGGGACGAUGAUAAUACCAAAGUCCAAGAAAUGAUAGAAGCUACUAUGUCAAUAAUCAAAGGACACACUCAGUUAGUUGAUGCUGUCGAAAUUCAACCUCUUGAAAAAGAUCUUGAUAAUCCCAUGAAGCCAAUUUAUGCUGUUGGAGCUGUAGAAUGGGGAGUGUGGCAAGAUGCUACGGCUCGUAUCGAUAAAUAUUGGUACUGGGGAAUGCUGAGAAGUUAUGUAACGUACGUGUUCAGUGGAUUUAAAGAAAACUUAAAUUGGGACUGCUCUGGUACGCUGUGUUACACGGAGCCAUGCAAAGGAUGCUCGCGUUGUUACCCCGAUCAAUUCUCUCAAACAGGACGGUUAGGGAGAAGGUGGUGGCAUGCGUUUUUAAAAAAACCGGAAACAAAUACUGAUCCUGUGAUAGACUACAGUAAGAUAACGAAUGAAAAAUGCGGCAUACUCCACGACUUACAGAUAUCUGCUUCAGAAGUGCAUUUUUUUACAAGGACAACUACCCGUUCAAAGCAAACGGAUACUCCGGCGAUAAAAGUGGAAAUUGGGCCCAAAGACGUGAGUUAUCUGUCUUUCGUUGUCGAAGGAUGGAGAAGAAUCAAGGGAAACAAAACCCUGAUUAGUGAUACCUUUAUGGCAAAAGACAUUGAACUUCAUCCUAAGAAAGAUCCAAAGUACCCCGAUAAGGAACAGUCUUUCUACAUUGAUAACGAAGAAUUCGAUUUAAAACCGAUUAAAAUCCGACUGCUACCACAGUCUGUGAAACUGUUUUCUAAUUAACCCAUGAACCAAUAUAAUAAGCAAUCUAGAUUUUAGUCGUGCAUAAAACAAAAGUUUUAUAUCUACGUCUUAUUUUGUAUUCGUAGUUUAACGAAAAAGAAAAAAUAAUUUAACUUAAACGUUA